This is a messenger RNA of Tarenaya hassleriana, 1480 nucleotides long. Its product is annotated as putative threonine aspartase. The transcript has 11 exons. The coding region runs from base 66 to 1298 and encodes 410 amino acids. The record is from RefSeq and is a predicted model, not a curated record. Gene Ontology annotation, biological process: protein maturation. Gene Ontology annotation, molecular function: threonine-type endopeptidase activity. Lineage: Eukaryota; Viridiplantae; Streptophyta; Magnoliopsida; Brassicales; Cleomaceae.
UUGAUAAGUGGAAAAAGUGUCAAACCUUGGACGAAACUUUGGUAGUCUCCCACAAGCCUGAAACGAUGGUCGGCGAGGAGGGAGGAGGCGGAGGACAUGAAGGAAGACGGUUCUUCGUGGCUGUUCACGUCGGCGCUGGGUACCACGCGCAGGCAAACGAGAAAGCUCUUAGAUCCGCCAUGAGACGAGCUUGCCUCGCCGCUUCCUCCAUUCUUCGCCAGGUCUCUGGUGGGUGCAUAGAUGCUGUUUCGGCCGCCAUUGAAGUCCUGGAGGAUGAUCCGAGCACGAAUGCUGGUAGAGGCUCCAAUCUUACAGAAGAUGGUCGUGUAGAAUGUGACGCUAGUGCUAUGGAUGGCACUUCAGGUGUAUUUGGAGGCAUUGGAGCUGUUCCAGGUGUCAGGAAUGCCAUCAAGAUAGCUGCUUUGUUGGUGAAAGAGCAGAUGAUGGGGUCUUUGUUGUUAGGCCGCAUACCUCCAAUGUUCUUGGUUGGGGAAGGUGCCCGGCUAUGGGCCAUGUCCAAAGGUGUUGCUUCGUCAGAUACUGUAUCAGAGGCUGAUCAGUGGCUAUUGACAGAGAGAGCAAGAACACAGUGGCAAAGGUUUAGGACAAUGCUUGCAGAUGCAGAGACAGAAAGGAACCUUUCUGCUGGAGGACAGCCCAGCAAAACCGUGGAUGAUGGAGUGUGUGAUCAGACAUCCAUAUGUUGUACAGUAGAUGAGGACAAGAUCAUGGACACUGUUGGCGUUAUUUGUGUUGACAGUGAAGGACACAUAGCUUGUGGUUGCUCAAGUGGCGGAAUUGCAAUGAAGGUGGUUAGUGGCCGUGUGGGUUUAGCAGCAACAUAUGGCUCUGGCUGCUGGGCAUCCUCAAAAGGGCCAUUCGGAGCUCCCUUUAUAGUUGGAUGUUGUGUGUCUGGCUCUGGAGAGUAUCUCAUGAGAGGAUUUGCUGCUCGGGAAUGCUGUACCUCAUUAUCGCUUUCACAAGCUGGUCCUGCAUCUGCCGCCAUGAAGGUUUUACGUUCUGUGAUGCAACAAGAUUCAGAGGAUGGUGGUGUUAACAGAACUGCUGGGUUUCUAGUUGUUCAAGCAGAUGCUCCUGUGGCUGCCCUGGGGAAUGUAUCGGAACUGAGAUCAGUGGAGAUAGCUGCUGCUUAUUCGUCACCAUCUUUUGGUGUGGGAUACUAUGGGAGUUCUAUAGAGAAGCCAAAGGUUUCGAUUCUUAGGAAGAAGAGAGAGAAGGGUGAAGCUAUGAUAGAACAUUUUGAAGCCCGGAUUGAUCUGUGCUCGAACCAGUGCUGAACGACAUCGGUGUUUCCUGAAUGGCUUUUUUUCACAAAGAGAGAAAAGUAGUGAUAAAUUUCUUUUCUGAAUCACAAUGGGGUAAGUAGGAAUCGUACCAGAUAGACGAGAUGGUGACACCGCCGAUGGCCAAACGAGUUUGAGUCGUUCCAGACUUAAAAAAGUCAGUAUUGAAACGCUGC